Messenger RNA from Cyprinodon tularosa, 2196 nucleotides. RefSeq names its product glypican-6-like. The record is from RefSeq and is a predicted model, not a curated record. Gene Ontology annotation, cellular component: synapse; extracellular region; plasma membrane. Lineage: Eukaryota; Metazoa; Chordata; Actinopteri; Cyprinodontiformes; Cyprinodontidae. Bases 329 to 2020 code for a protein of 563 amino acids. Gene Ontology annotation, biological process: regulation of protein localization to membrane; regulation of signal transduction; cell migration. The transcript has 10 exons.
CAGCACAGAGCGCUCCUCACAGCACAUUUCCACUCCAGCGCAGAGUCCAGAGGGAAUCCUUUCGCUGGACCAAGUUGAGCCACCCUCCUGGGUUCAUGUGGCACCUCCACAGUCCUUUCCUCUGCGCCACCUAUUCUCAGCUGCGCUUCGAUCCGCCACUCUGCUCCUGGAAAUGUCUCGGUAGACAUUCAUACUAGUUGAGCUCCAAACAUUAUACAUGAGCAGUCAAUAAGUAUACCUGCGGAUCUGCUGCAGGAGGGGGGAGUUUGUUUUUGUUUUUAUGCGGCCGGGGACCUUUGUCACUUAAGGAUCUUUGCAGAAGUGAACAAUGCUGAGACUUCAGAGCAUCAUUUGCACUUUUUCUGUGCUGUCAGUCGCAGCAAAAUCUGAUUUUUUAGCGCGGAACUGCAGCGAGGUGAGGGAGGCUUGCUCUGAGAAGGGCUUCAUCUUCACACAUGUUCCUCACCAGGAGAUCCCAGGAGAAGAUCUCCGUGUUUGCACUCAUGAACACACUUGUUGCACGCAAGAAAUGGAGGACAAAUUUGGUCAGCGAAGUAAGCUUGACAUCGAAAAUCUGCUUGAUGAGAGAAGUCAUACGCUGAGAAGCACAUUUGUCUCCAGACAUAAAAGAUUUGACGAAUUUUUCCUGGAGCUUCUGGAAAACACAGAGCGGUCCCUGAAUGAGAUGUUCGUGAGGACUUACGGCAAGCCUUACAUGCAGAACGCUGAAGUUUUUGAGAACCUGUUUGCAGAGCUCAAGCGAUACUACACAGGAGGAAACGUUAAUCUGGAGGAAAUGCUUAAUGAUUUUUGGUCUCGGCUGCUGGAGCGCAUGUUCACGCUGCUAAACUCCCAGUAUGUCAUCACUGAAGACUAUCUGGAGUGUAUCAGCAAGUACACAGAUGAGCUGAAGCCAUUUGGAGAUGUGCCCAGGAAGCUCAAGGCUCAGGUUACUCGUGCAUUCAUCGCUGCACGCACAUUCGUCCAGGGGCUUUCUGUAGGCCGGGAAGUGGCCCAGAGAGUGUCUAAGGUAAACAGCACACCAGCUUGUAUACGAGCACUGACAAAAAUGCUGUACUGCCCUUUUUGCCGUGGCAUACCAGGAGUGAAACCCUGCAAGAAUUACUGCCUUAAUGUGAUGAAGGGCUGCCUGGCAAAUCAAGCUGAUCUCGAUCCAGAGUGGAACCAGUACAUCGAUGCCAUGCUGCUGGUGGCACAGAGGCUCGAAGGGCCUUUCAACAUUGAAUCCGUCAUGGAACCUAUUGAUGUCAAGAUUUCAGAGGCCAUCAUGAAUAUGCAAGAUAACAGUGCCCAGGUUUCUUUCAGGGUUUUCCAAGGCUGUGGCCAGCCAAAACUUGCAGAAAUCCAGAGGUCUGCCCGUGGUGCUUCGGAUGUGCUCAACGCCCGCUUUAGACCCUACAACCCAGAGGAACCGCCCACCACGGCUGCUGGCACAAGCUUGGAAAGGCUGAGGAUGGUUUGGAGGACGAUGCAGUUCAGUGUUGUGGACAUAAAAGAGAAACUGAAGUUGUCCAAGAAGUUCUGGUCAAGCCUGCCUGAGGCAAUAUGUGUGGAUGACAGAGUGACUGCAGGAAACGCCAGUGAGGAGAAUUGCUGGAAUGGACACACCAAGGGCAGGUAUUUCCCUGAAGUCCAAAAGGAUGGCCUUACUAACCAGCUAAAUAAUCCUGAGGUGGGUGUCGACAUCACACGUCCUGACACCUUCAUCCGUCAACAGAUCAUGGCUCUGAGGGUGAUGACCAACAAACUAAGGAAUGCAUACCAUGGCAAUGACAUCUACUUUCAAGACACAAGCGAUGAAGGCAGCGGCUCAGGCAGUGGAAGCGGAUGCACAGAGGGCUGCACUACAGACAUGUACAGUGCUGCUACCGAAACUCCAGUGGUGAGAGCUGACCGGAGCGGGCCUGUGGAGGACUCUGCUGUGCACCUUGCACCUCCCAUAGCCCUGCCAACCAUGCUGGCUGUCUUAGCACUAGCUUUGCACCAACAAUGGAGAUAAUGCUGGAGCAACAAGCUAGUUAUGGACUGAAGAGUUUUCCUUUUCCCCUCCUCUCCGGCAGUUUUUGUAUUCAGGCACAUUGGAGCUACAGUCAAGCAAAGAGCAGGCUACCCGCUUUGAUGGUGCAGGAUUCUGCUCUGAGAAAGAGAGUAGCCAUUCACAUCAUGAUUUUCCAC